AUGAGUUCUGAAGAUCAAUUUACUUCUAUUCAAUGGGAUAGAGAUGAUGGCGAAAAUACUAACAACACUCCAACUGAUACAACUAUUAAAUCAAAGUCUUCUAAAUCUAAAAAAUCUAAAAAAUCAUCAUCUAAGAAAAAGAAUGGGAAUAAAAUAUCUCCUCUGUCAACUACUGAAACUUCUGAUGCUGAUGAUACAAUGAAAGAAGUGACAGAUCAAUUGGAAUCGACACAAAUAAAUGAUGAUAAUCAUGAAGUAGAUGACGGAAAUAAAGAGCAAAAUGUUGAUGCCAAUCAAAUUGGUAAUAGUGAUGAAGAUCCAACAAAUUCAUUGUUGUUACCAGUAAAUCCUCAACCUAAAGAACCGCAAGAAGAGAAAGAAGACUUACAACAACAAUUACAACAACCACAACAACAAUUGGCAUCUAUACAACAAGAACCAGCACCAAUUCAACCUCCUUUCAAUGCAGUUGUGAAUGAUGAAUCAUUGUCAAUUCAACAGCAACAACAACAACAACAACCUACUGGAUAUGUUGAUAUUUCUUAUUAUGAAAAAUAUUCUAUAAAAACAACUGUGACUCAUCCUAAUCGUGAUUUAGAUACUGCAUCAAAACCGUUUAUUUCAUAUUUGGUCACUACUACUACUGAUAAUCCAUCUAUAUUAAAAUUAACUAAAGAGAAAAAACCUAAACAGGGAGAGGAAUAUUUGACAUUUAGUGUUAGAAGAAGAUAUGGAGAUUUCCGAUACUUGUAUGAAAGUUUAAGUAAUGAUUUCCCUACCGUGAUGAUUCCUCCAUUACCUUCAAAACUGAAUUUCAAAUAUUUGACUGGUGAUACAUUCAGUUCGGAAUUUGUUCAUAAACGGUUACAUUCAUUGGAUAGAUUCAUUAGGUUUAUUUUACAACAUAAGAUUUUAUCUCAACUGUCAAUUUUCCAUUUAUUUAUUUCUAAUUCAAAUGAUUGGGCUACAUUCACUACAUCUUUAAAACUUAAAGAUUCAAGUUCUGAUGAAUCAGGAAUUGUUGGUAGAGUAGUUAAUGAAGAUUUAAUAACUGAAACCGUGAUGAAUUUUUUAACUCCAUCAAAACAUAAAAAGGAGACAAAUAAAGAUAUUUUAGAAAUUAAUGAUAAAUUGAAGAAAUUAUAUGAAAAUUUAAUUAAAUUAGAUAAAAUUUUUACUAAAUUAAAAAAAAAAAAUCAUGAAUUAGGUAAUGAUUAUGAUCAAUUUCUGAAUCAAAUUUUAAAAUUAUCAUCAGUACAAAAGGGUGAAGAUUCAAUCAUGACAACAAAUUUCAAAAUUUUUUCCGAUUCUUUAAAUUAUUUUCUGAAAUCUUAUAAUGAAAUGUAUCGAUACAUUGAUGAAAAUUUUUUGAUUUCUUUACAAGAUCUAGCGAAAUUUUGUUUAAGAUUUAUUCAAUUGAUUAAAUUAAAAAAUGAUAAAUCUACUGAUUUGGCCGUAUUACAAGAUUUUUUAAAUAAAGAAUUAGCCAACAACCUGGGUGGUAGUGGUAGUGGUAGUGGUAGUGGUGGUAGUGGUCUCCAUCAACCACCUAAUCCAGUUAUUAGUUCAUAUCAAGGGGGUAUUGUAAAUAAUACUACACAAUUAAUUAAAGAUACAUUAUCAACUUCAAACACCACCAUCAGUAAUACUAUUAAAUCUGAUAAAAUUAAAAAUUUGGAACAAGAAAUCGCUAAAGAAACGAAAAUUUUAACUGAUUUAACUAAUAAAAUUAUUAAUGAAGAAUACCCAAAUUGGGAGAAAUUUAAUAAAAUUGAAAUUAAAAAUUCAAUGCUUGGUCUUUGUGAUCAAAAUAUUAAAUUUUAUAAUGAUUUAUUGGAAAAAUUUGGGGAAGUUGAAAUGAAACUUAUAAAGAGAUUAGAUGAAGAUAUGUAA
Candida albicans SC5314 is the source of this 1893-nucleotide messenger RNA. It is a transcript of the gene SNX4, whose product is annotated as Snx4p. Gene Ontology annotation, biological process: cytoplasm to vacuole targeting by the Cvt pathway; autophagy. Lineage: Eukaryota; Fungi; Ascomycota; Pichiomycetes; Serinales; Debaryomycetaceae. Gene Ontology annotation, cellular component: phagophore assembly site. The coding region runs from base 1 to 1893 and encodes 630 amino acids. The transcript has a single exon. Gene Ontology annotation, molecular function: phosphatidylinositol binding. The record is from RefSeq and is a predicted model, not a curated record.